CCGUUUAACGUGGCAAGGGAAUUUUAGUUGCUUGGAGAGGCUCGUUGCUUUCGGAUUGCCAAGAUUCUGUUCAGUGUUAUAUAAAACCGUGCUCAUGGUAGAGUUUGCGCCUGCACCAAUAAUUAAAUAAAAUAUCAGGUAAUUCAUAUUUAUCAACAGACCAGCAAAAUGGGCGAUGCAAUCGAAGCGGAGAAUCAGCAGCAGCCGAUAAUUAAGAACUACAACAAUAAGAGAAGCAAUAAAAGCCCUAAGAUCCUUUCUGACUUAAACCGGCCGAUUAAACCGACGCCACUGGGUGAGCAAUCACGUGCUGUUCGUCGACAGGCUUUCAUGGUUAUACUUGCCAAUAUCGGCGUACUAUCAAGUGGCAUGUCCCUGGCAAUUCCCACAGUCAUACUGCAUCAGUUGGAAAGUAAAGAUGAGUCAGUAUAUUUGAGUCACGCACAGGCUUCCUGGUUUGCAGCUAUUAACACUUUGUCGUGUCCGUUGGGCGGCCUAUUAUCGGGUGCAUUGCUGGAUAGGAUUGGUCGCAAACGUACGCUCUACGUACUGAAUGUUUUAGGUAUAACAGCCUGGAUACUGCUUGCCACAGCGAGUGUAACAAAUUCUGAGUCUUUUUAUCGGCAGUUGCUCCUGUCCCGUUUUAUAAUUGGUAUUGUCAUGGGGCUAGCCAGUGCACCGGCGGGUGUUUAUGCGGCUGAGAUAAGUCUGCCCAAAUUACGUGGUAUCCUAAUAUUGGGCACAUCUAUAUCUGUGGCAUUGGGCAUAACAGUACUUUAUAGCAUCGGUUUCUUCAUACGGAAUGAUUUUCGACUGAUUGCGCUCAUUUGCGCUGGCUAUCAGAUAACUGCACUUCUUUGUGUGCUACCUCUUCAAGAGUCGCACAGUUGGUUGUUGUCCAAGAAACGUGUGGAGGAUGCCAAAAAGUCACUUAACUUUUUCCGGGGUCUUGACAAGUCACCAUACAUCACACAUCCGGAAGUUUUGGAGGAGUUUAAUUCUUUGGAGAAAUCGCUAAAUCUGCGUGAAGGUGAAAGAAAACCCUCAUUCCUGAGCUGUCUGCGCUUGCCGGAGGUAUAUAAACCUCUGAUCAUAUUGAUGGGACUAUUUGCUUUUCAGCAGCUGUCGGGAAUUUUUGUAGUCGUUGUUUAUGCCGUGCAAAUUUUAAGAGAUGCGGAUAACUCAAUUGAUGCAUUUUUGUGUGCCGUAAUUAUUGGAACAGCAAGAGUGGUGACAACCUGUCCCAUGGGUAUUGUAUUGGAGAAGUGGGGCCGCCGUCGUGCUGGGAUCAUUUCAACUCUGGGUAUGGGCAUCUCCAUGCUGCUACUGGCUGGUUGCAGCUGGCUCAAGGCUCUUCAAAGCAUACCAUAUCUAUCAGUCGUUGCUCUUGUGAGCUUCAUCGUGCUCAGCACGCUUGGAUUGUACACGCUGCCAUUUUUCAUGAUCUCGGAACUGUUCCCGCAAAAGGUGCGUGGUCCAGCUUCGGGGCUCACUGUGGCCGUGGGCAUGUUUUUCGCCUUUCUGUGCAUCAAAACGUAUCCGGAGAUGAAAGCGGCCAUUGGCUUGGGCCGCUCUUUUGUCUUUUUUAGCACUAUGUCUUUCCUGGCAACGUUAUUCAUCUAUUGGACAUUACCGGAGACUCGCCGGCGCACUUUGCUUGAAAUCGAGGAGCAAUUUCGCAGUGAAAAGCGCCGCGAAGCGCCGACCGAACUUGAACUGCAAAAUGUCCUUGCGCACUAAAAUAAGGUGGGAAUGAAUAAAUUCAAAACGUUAGAGUUUUUUACUGUGAUGAUAUACAAAAUCUUUUAUAAUUAAAUAAAUACAUAAAUUCUAACUUAUAGUCAACUACAAA
This is a messenger RNA of Drosophila innubila, 1852 nucleotides long. RefSeq names its product facilitated trehalose transporter Tret1. NCBI's taxonomy places the organism in Eukaryota, Metazoa, Arthropoda, Insecta, Diptera, Drosophilidae. Gene Ontology annotation, cellular component: membrane. Gene Ontology annotation, biological process: carbohydrate transport; transmembrane transport. The transcript is spliced from 4 exons. Bases 169 to 1740 code for a protein of 523 amino acids. The record is from RefSeq and is a predicted model, not a curated record. Gene Ontology annotation, molecular function: sugar transmembrane transporter activity.